AUGGGCAACGGAGAAGAGAGCGCCGAAAACGACAAGACCCGAAAGUCCAGCGAGAACUUUCCUUGCUCUCCUUGUGGUCCUGGUUCUCCUGGAGUUCCAUCUUUUCCUGCUUCUCCUUCAUCUCCUGGUUGUCCGUCAGCACCAUUAUCCCCAUCUGACCCAUCUUCUCCACGUCUUCCAUCCGUUCCAGGUGGUCCUGGUGGUCCUUUUGGUCCAGGUUCUCCGACAGCUUUUCUUCCUGGUUGUCCUGCUCUUCCAGGUGUUCCUGGUGGUCCUUGUGGUCCCUUGUUUCCUGGAGCUCCUGAUUUUCCUGGUGUACCGUCAGCUCCGUCAUUUCCUGGAACUCCUGGUUCUCCAUCCUCUCCCGCAUCUCCGGCUAGCCCUUCUUCUCCAACAGGCCCCGGUGGUCCACGUGGUCCAGGUGGGCACUUGAUGCAUGUUCCAUCAGAUGGUUGUUCCAAAGCAACUCCACCACUUUCUCCUGGGAAUCCAGGAAUUCCGUCAGCACCAUCAGCUCCAUCAUUUCCUUUUUCUCCCGCUGGGCCUGCUGGUCCUGCUGGACAAUUCGAUGGUUCCUGUGAGCAAUUACAUUUGUCUCCUGAUCUUUUGUUUCUUCCAAAGAUCAAACUUGGUGUUGAGAGGGGCAAAGACUGUUGUUUAAACAUCAUCUUGUCCCAAUGUGCCGAUUUUUUCAGCACUCGCUCGUCUCGUCUUCUUCGCAAACGACUUUUUCUGGUGGAAAAGCUUAAGGAUGCGGACACAGUUGGGCUGGUUGUCGGUAGUGUUGGAGUCGAUAAGCAUCGGGAAGCGGUGAAACGAAUGCGUGAUCUGUGCAAGUCCGCCGGCAAGAAAAUAUAUGUUAUCUCCGUUGGAAAGAUUAACGUUCCCAAGUUAUCGAAUUUUUCAACUGAUAUCGAUGUAUUCGUUCUGCUGUCAUGUCCAUUUGGUGUUGUGCUUGAUUCGUCCGAUUAUUUCAGACCUGUGGUCUCAUUUUUUGAAGCAGAAAUCGCUUUGAAUCCGGCAAAAACGUGGGCAGCAGAUUUUGGAUGGUCGGCCGAGUUUGCUGCGUUCCUUGAAGACAAAAUCGAAACGGAAGUUCCUGAAGACGCUGCUGGAGAUUUCAGUUUGAUUUCGGGAAAAGUUCGUGUCCAAACAAAAGAAGAUGAAACAACUGGUGAUGGUCCACGGUCUGUAGCCAUUUAUAAUCCUGGAUACUGUAAUGAUCGAACAUGGAAAGGGCUCGAUGAUGGAGUUGUUACUUCUGAAGAUUCGACAACAAUGGGUGAAGGAAGAAGUGGAAUUGCUCAAGGUUAUUCCGGAAAAUAA
This is a messenger RNA of Caenorhabditis remanei, 1326 nucleotides long. RefSeq lists its product as uncharacterized. The transcript is spliced from 6 exons. NCBI's taxonomy places the organism in Eukaryota, Metazoa, Nematoda, Chromadorea, Rhabditida, Rhabditidae. Gene Ontology annotation, biological process: protein histidyl modification to diphthamide. The coding region runs from base 1 to 1326 and encodes 441 amino acids. The record is from RefSeq and is a predicted model, not a curated record. Gene Ontology annotation, molecular function: 2-(3-amino-3-carboxypropyl)histidine synthase activity.